Messenger RNA from Coffea eugenioides, 825 nucleotides. RefSeq names its product MFP1 attachment factor 1. The record is from RefSeq and is a predicted model, not a curated record. NCBI's taxonomy places the organism in Eukaryota, Viridiplantae, Streptophyta, Magnoliopsida, Gentianales, Rubiaceae. Gene Ontology annotation, biological process: lateral root development; mitotic cell cycle. The transcript has a single exon. Bases 79 to 624 code for a protein of 181 amino acids.
CCCCAUUUUUAAAUUGUUUUCUCCUUCAAACAUCUCUCCGGACCCUCCGCCGCAGUAAAAAGGGGAAGCACAGUGAAAAUGACCGACAAUAAUAACGCCAAUUCCGCUCAAAUUAACCUCGAAGAAACCUCGAGAGAAGAAAUUGAGCUCCCGAAAACCCCAACAAUGGCUGAAACCGAACAGCCCCAGGUCGACCAAACGGCGUCGUCCGACCCCUCUUCAAAGAAAAGCAUCGGAAAUGUUUCCUUCAGCAUUUGGCCGCCAACUCAGCGCACUCGCGACGCGGUGAUCAAUCGCCUCAUCGAGACGCUGUCGUCUCCCUCCGUUCUAUCCAAGCGCUACGGCGUCAUUCCGACCGAGGAGGCGUCCGAGGCCGCCAAGAGGAUUGAAGACGAGGCCUACGCGGCUGCCGGUGCUUCCGCCUCCACCGAUGACGACGGCAUCGAGAUUCUGCAGAUUUAUUCCAAGGAGAUCUCUCGCCGCAUGCUCGAUACUGUCAAGUCCAGAUCUGCUUCCGCUGCUGCUGAUGCUCCGUCGUCUGUAUCGGAGAACAAGCCGCAGGAGGAUGCCGCGGAUGAUGGUGGGAUAAGCGGGGAGGUAGAAGCUCUCAAAAUUGAUUCUUGAGAGUUUAUCUAGGUUUCUUAAUUACUACUAUAUGGUUAAUGUUGCGAGAAAUGUGACGUCUUGAGGAUCUUCUCUAGGAAUUAUAGUUGGAGUACUUAAUCUACGUUAUGUCGAGAUCUGGAAUUUGUAAUAUUACUGGAGUUCUUGGGCAUAUUUUGACUGCCUUGCUAUAAUGUUGUCUAGCUGGAUGUUCCUUUAUCA